Jatropha curcas is the source of this 3797-nucleotide messenger RNA. RefSeq names its product pre-mRNA-splicing factor ATP-dependent RNA helicase DEAH1. Gene Ontology annotation, molecular function: helicase activity; RNA binding. Lineage: Eukaryota; Viridiplantae; Streptophyta; Magnoliopsida; Malpighiales; Euphorbiaceae. The record is from RefSeq and is a predicted model, not a curated record. Gene Ontology annotation, cellular component: catalytic step 2 spliceosome; intracellular anatomical structure.
AUUCUCUCCUCCCUCCUCCCUUCCCUGCGCCGCUCGUUUUCUGCACUUCUGCAGCCACAAUCGUUCUUUAUACCUUCGUUUAUACCUUCCCUCCCGUUGCUUUCGUUCUAGGCCAUCGCCUCCGCAGCAGUCGUGCUCUUCAGCCACAGAUGAAGAAGAUGAUGUUGAUUGUUAAUCCUUGCAAUCUUGGUUCUUGAAAAAGUGGAGUUCAAGAAUUAUGCAUAUAAACUAGUCUUUACAUAAACCUUCUACAACAAACGCAUAACUGUAGUUGCUCCUGCUUGCACUUUCAAUUUUGAAUUGAAGCUCAAUUGAAAACCCUAGCUGUAGUUGCUUCUCGUUCUCUCGCCUUACAUCUACUUGAAGAGAGAAAAUGGGAGACAGUGAUUUGAAGACAUGGGUAUCUGAUAAGUUAAUGUCAUUGCUGGGCUAUUCGCAGAAUACAGUUGUUCAGUACAUAAUCGGCUUAUCUAAACAAGCAAAUUCGUCAGCUGAUGUAAUGGGCAAGCUAGCAGAAUUUGGAUUUUCAUCAUCAACAGAAACCCGUGCUUUUGCUGAACAACUUUUUUCUAGAGUACCUCAUAAACAGUCUGGUUUAAGUCUUUAUCAAAAGCAAGAAAGGGAAGCUGCUAUGUUAGUGAGAAAACAGAAGAGUUACACAAUUUUGGAUGCUGCUGAUGACGAUGAUAACAAUAAUGGUGUUGCUGGUGUUUCUAAUAACAAAUCAUCAGUCGCAGCUGCUUCCGAGCCUAGAAGAGCUGAUACACACAAGAAAAGAUUUAGGAAGAAGAUUGGCAGUGAAGAGGAUCAAGAAGAUGAGUUGCUCAAACAAGAAGAAGAGAGGCAUGUUAGACAGCGGACUUCUCCGGAUGAAGAUGAUGGUUCUGAGUCUGAGGAGGAAAGAUUGCGUGAUCAAAGAGAAAGGGAGCAAUUAGAACACAAUAUAAGAGAACGUGAUGCUGCAGGGACUCGGAAGCUAAUAGAGCCGAAGUUAACAAAAAAGGAGGCAGAAGAAGAAAUUCGAAGAUCACAUGCUUUGGAGGAAGAUGGCAUCGAUACUUUGAGAAAAGUGUCAAGACAAGAAUAUCUGAAGAAAAGGGAGCAAAAGAAAUUGGAAGAACUCAGAGAUGAUAUAGAAGAUGAACAAUAUCUAUUUGAUGGUGUGAAGCUCACUGAAGCAGAAAAUCGUGAACUAAGAUACAAGAGAGAAAUAUAUGAGCUUGUAAAGAAGAGAUCAGAAGCACCAGACGACGCAAAUGAGUACAGAAUGCCGGAUGCAUAUGAUCAGGAAGGGGGUGUUAAUCAAGAGAAGAGGUUCGCUGUUGCUUUGCAGCGCUAUAGGGACCCUACUGCUGGUGAUAAAAUGAACCCAUUUGCAGAGCAGGAGGCUUGGGAAGAUUAUCAAAUUGGGAAAGCAUCAUUGAAGUUUGGUUCAAAGAAUAAAAAGCAAAUAUCUGAUGAUUAUCAGUUUGUGUUUGAAGACCAGAUUGAAUUCAUCAAGGAAUCAGUUAUGGAUGGUGACAAGUUUGAUGAUCAAUUGCAUGCUGAGUCACUGGAUGAGUCUAGGGGAAAAACUGCAUUGGAGAAGCUUCAGGAGGAAAGGAAAACCUUACCUAUCUAUGGAUUUCGAGAUGCUCUUCUUGAGGCGAUUGAGAGUUAUCAGGUUCUUGUUAUUGUAGGAGAAACUGGUUCUGGAAAGACCACGCAAAUACCACAGUACCUUCAUGAAGCUGGAUACACCAAGCGUGGAAAGGUCGGUUGCACCCAGCCAAGGCGGGUUGCUGCUAUGAGUGUUGCUGCUAGGGUUUCUCAAGAAAUGGGAGUCAAACUUGGGCAUGAAGUUGGGUACUCCAUUCGUUUUGAAGACUGCACAUCAGAAAAGACUGUUCUUAAAUAUAUGACUGAUGGAAUGCUCUUGCGAGAAUUCCUUGGUGAGCCAGACUUGGCAAGCUACAGUGUCGUGAUGGUGGACGAGGCACAUGAAAGAACUUUGUCAACUGACAUACUAUUUGGACUAGUAAAGGAUAUAGCCCGGUUCCGUCCAGAUUUGAAGUUGCUUAUUUCAAGUGCAACACUUGAUGCUGAGAAAUUCAGUGAUUACUUCGAUUCAGCACCAAUUUUCAAAAUUCCUGGAAGAAGGUUUCCUGUUGAGAUACAUUAUACUAGAGCGCCAGAAGCUGAUUACCUUGAUGCAGCAAUUGUAACUGCGCUUCAAAUUCAUGUGACUCAGCCACCUGGAGAUAUUUUGGUUUUCCUCACAGGUCAGGAGGAAAUAGAGACAGCUGAGGAAAUUUUGAAGCAUAGGACCAGAGGUUUGGGGACAAAAAUUGCAGAACUUAUUAUCUGCCCUAUAUAUGCAAAUUUACCAACAGAGCUUCAAGCUAAAAUAUUUGAACCUACUCCUGAAGGGGCACGAAAAGUUGUUCUUGCAACAAAUAUUGCUGAAACAUCUUUAACAAUUGAUGGGAUCAAGUAUGUCAUUGAUCCUGGGUUUUGCAAGAUGAAAUCAUAUAAUCCCAGGACAGGAAUGGAGUCUUUACUUAUAACACCUAUUUCAAAAGCUUCGGCCAUGCAACGUGCUGGCCGUUCUGGGCGAACAGGUCCUGGAAAGUGUUUCCGGUUGUACACUGCCUAUAACUAUCAGCAUGACUUGGAUGAUAGUACUGUACCAGAAAUACAAAGGACAAAUCUGGCUAAUGUUGUAUUGUCUUUAAAGAGUCUUGGAAUUCAUGACUUGCUAAAUUUUGAUUUUAUGGAUCCUCCGCCUUCUGAGGCAUUACUGAAAGCCCUGGAACUUCUAUUUGCGCUGAGUGCAUUAAAUAAACAUGGGGAGCUGACUAAAGUUGGUCGAAGGAUGGCUGAGUUCCCACUUGAUCCUAUGCUAUCUAAAAUGAUAGUUGCUUCUGACAAGUACAAGUGUUCAGAUGAGAUAAUUUCUAUUGCUGCCAUGCUUUCCAUCGGAAAUUCAAUAUUCUAUCGUCCGAAGGAUAAACAAGUCCAUGCUGACAAUGCUAGAUUGAAUUUCCACACAGGAAAUGUGGGGGACCAUGUAGCUCUUCUCAAGGUGUAUAAUUCUUGGAAGGAAACUAAUUACUCGACGCAAUGGUGUUAUGAAAAUUACAUUCAGGUGAGGAGUAUGAAGCGGGCUAGAGAUAUUCGAGAUCAGUUGGAAGGCCUUUUAGAAAGGGUUGAAAUUGAGCUAACAUCCAAUUCCAAUGAUUUAGAUGCCAUAAAGAAGUGCAUAACUUCUGGUUUUUUCCCUCAUUCCGCAAGGCUGCAGAAGAAUGGAUCAUAUCGAACAGUGAAACAUCCUCAGACGGUUCACAUACAUCCCAGCUCAGGGUUGGCUCAGGUGCUUCCAAGAUGGGUCACGUAUCAUGAGUUGGUUCUUACGACCAAGGAGUACAUGAGGCAGGUAACUGAGCUGAAGCCCGAGUGGCUGGUAGAAAUAGCCCCUCACUAUUACCAGCUGAAGGAUGUUGAAGAUUCGGGAUCAAAGAAAAUGCCGCGGGGUGAAGGACGUGCAUCAUAGCUGGGUUCGUUAGAAAUAACUUAAAAACUGUUAGUUCAGAUAGGGCCUUGUUUAGCUCAGCAGGAUGUUUACGAUUCUUUGGCCGACCAGAAGACUGUAAAUAUAAUUUUGUAAAUUAGGUCGAAAUGCUUUUACUGACAAGUAGAUAUCAGUUGAUCUCUUGUAUUUGCUCACUGACCAUUUUGGGGUCACAAUUAAACAUUGUAAAAAAUGCUUUUGAUAAUCCAGUCUCUGAUAUAGCGAUAUUGGAUUUGUUACUGAAGAA